This is a messenger RNA of Argentina anserina (silverweed cinquefoil), 1279 nucleotides long. RefSeq names its product E3 ubiquitin-protein ligase CSU1. Gene Ontology annotation, cellular component: nucleus. Gene Ontology annotation, molecular function: ubiquitin protein ligase activity. The record is from RefSeq and is a predicted model, not a curated record. Lineage: Eukaryota; Viridiplantae; Streptophyta; Magnoliopsida; Rosales; Rosaceae. The transcript is spliced from 2 exons. Bases 168 to 1082 code for a protein of 304 amino acids.
AAUCCAAAUCAAACAACCCGACAGGUCGUUUUUUCUGUGUUUCGAAUCCAAAUCGAACCCGGUCGUGGCCCGAUAUAUAUUUUCGGGUUGCAGAAGCAGCUGAUCUUGCAUCUCAAAUUUGAGGACUUCCAUCAUUCAUCUCCUUCUUCCCUCUCACACACACCAAUAUGCCUCAGAGACACUCGAAGAACAACAACGAUCUCGCCUUCUUCACAUACGACGAGAAGCGCAAGCUCGGCUAUGGGACCCAGAGGGAGAGACUCGGCAGAGACUCCAUCAAACCCUUCGAUGCUUGUUGCCUCUGCUUGAAGCCCUUCAUUGAACCCAUGAGCUGCCAGAAAGGCCACGUCUUUUGUAAGGAAUGCAUUCUCGAAUGCUUGCUUUCUCAGAAGAAAGACAUCCACAGAAAGCAAGUCGCACAUAAUAGUCAGCAGAAGCAAGAGAAGGAAGAUGAGGAAGAGAAAUUAAGGCAACAGAAAGCCAGAGAACUAGAGGCUUUUGAUCAACAAAACCAUGGUGCAUUACCACACUACAAUGAUCGAAACCAGGACCGGGAUAAAAAUGGUUUUCAUGGGGCAAAUAGUGUGAAGGUCACUUCUUAUGAAGAAGAGGCUCUUCGGACAAUGAAGGCAUUUUGGCUGCCUUCUGCUACACCAGAAGCUCCUGUUAAAGUGGCUGCUCCACCUGAAUGCACGACCUGUCCGGAAGGAAGUGAGAAGCUAAAGCUGAAGUCUCUUUUCCCUAUCCAUUUCACUGAAGACAUUAACGAUGAGAAGAAAUCUACGCCUCUCGACAAGACAUAUAUAUGUCCAAGCUGCAAGGUUACAUUAACAAACACGCUGUCCCUUGUGGCUCUUAGCUCAUGUGGUCACGUCUUCUGUAAGAAGUGUGCUGAUAAGUUCAUACCAGUAGAUAAAGUUUGCCUCGUUUGCAAUAGAGGGUGUAAAGAAAAGAACUUGGUGAACCUGAAAAAAGGAGGGACCGGCUUUGCUGGCCAUGACGAUGAUCUUGAAGCCAAAGAUUUCAAGCAUUUGGGCAGCGGUUCAGGUCUUGGGUUAGUGAGACCCGCAGCAAAAACCUGACUUCACAAUUUCUACAGGUCCGUGUCUCCAUGGCGACUGUAUCUCGACCUUCAUUUUGCUUUUAUUGUGGCUUUUUACGAACAAGAACAUUAGGAUAUAAUUAUAUGUAACUUGAUUUGUGCAAUGCCUACAACACUUGUUGGUUCUUUUGACAUUUUCACUAUUGCUGCAUUUCAAGAUGAGCUUUUGAUCUUCCA